CUUUUUUUAGUGAUAAAAAUGUGUAAUAUUUAUUUAUGUAUCAUAAUUGGCGCGUUUAAAAUUUUAAAGAUGGCGCUGAUAUGUGCGUGAUGUUUCGCAUAAGAUAUCUGAAUCUAUAGUGAAAAAUUUCUUUUAGAACAAAUGUGAAAUUGAUUUAAGUGGAUGUAAAAUUAAAAUUUUAUGUUUUACUAAAUAUUUGAGAAUUUUAAAAUAUAAUUUUUUUAAUUAAAUUUAUGCUUUAUAACAUUUCAAAUAGAAUUCGAUCACGUGAUAAUAUAGCGAUGCCAACCUGCUCACGAGUACCUAGAUUGAGACACGUCGUUACUAUACUUUAUCGCGGUUCAAAACCUGUCGGUCUGCAUUCCAGUGUGCUGGUGGACGCCAAGCGUCGUGUUCUGUGAGAGAUAGAUUGUGAUCGAUUCACGGGAAAGUCAAAGGAUCUGGAACAAAUAGAUCGUACGGCUGGAUCGAAGGAAAAAGGUAAAAAUAUAAAUGCAAUGAAAAUUAUCGUUGAAAAGUUUUCUUGUGAUAUCGUUGUAAAAGAUCAUCUGCCGGAAAGGGUGAGCCAUCAAUAUUUUUGGUGAAAUUUGAAUAUGAUGGAUAAUAAAUUGUUAAAAUGUAUAAUAACAAUGAUUAUAGUUAUAAUUCUAAUUAUUUGAAUUAUUGACAUUUGAAAAAACACUCAUUCGGAUAAUACCGCGCUACUUAUUGCGCCUGCGUUCUAAUAAAGUAUACACAUUACGUACUUUUUGAUUAAAGUCUUAGACGCAUUUUGAUACGCGUAGUAAUGCGGUCGAAUUGUCAACUUCCCGAUGAAGCUCAUUAAAGUAAACCGGCUACAUUAGUAUAAUAAUAAUGUUAUUGAAAGGAAACUUACAACUAUUUUACAAAUAUUAUUAUUUAAUUAAUAAAUAUAAAAUGAGAAUAAUAUAAGCGUAAAAAUAAAGUGUUAAUAUUUGGAUAAGUACUAGUUAUAGGAAGUAGAUUAAAAUAGCGUAUGACACAUAUACGGCUAAAUAUUCGUUGCUCGUUUUACUAAGCUAUCGUUAUGCUGAGCAGGAAAAUAAAGUUAGUCAUAUAUCUUGUAUCGAGAUGAAACAUGAUGAUGUGUGAAGAAUAAAAGUUCACGUGAUUAAUCGACAAUCAACGAAAAGGAUGAUCAUCGGCACAUAAGGAUACUUGUCAAAUAAUGUGUCAAGAUGCGAUCUGUGCCCUUUCUAUGUGGCAUUGUUACGAUUUUAUUUUAUGUCUUAAUCAAUCUUGUAUAUGGGCAAAGACAGGAGUUAGGCAUGUCUUUUACCAGACAUCCACAACCAUUGGAUGCACCAAUAGGCGAUGACGUGAAUUUUGAAUGUAAUUUGAAUCUUGGCGCAGAACGUUUUUCUUGGCGCCAUAGACCAUUGAGUUCAGAUAAGUGGUUGCCAGUUUUUCACACAAUUAGUAAUGGUGGCAAAACAUCUAGGCAUGUGGUAAAAUUUGAUAAUGAAUCGAAAGCCGGAGAUUAUCGUUGUAUAGCUUUUUAUGGUUCAAGUGGUUUAGCUUCUGAUCCGGCAAGAUUAACAUUAGCUACACUACACAAGUUUUCAGAUAAAAAUGAUGUUAUUAUAAAUGUUCCAGCAGGAAAUAUUGUACCUAUCACUUGUCCUAUACCUUAUUCUGCACCAGAAGCAAUAGUUCAGUUUUAUAAAAAUAAUAAUCUCAUACAAAAUGUUAAUAUAAUUGGUAGCAAAACUAUGAUUAUUGAGAAUGCUAAAAUAUCAGAUAGUGGAUCUUAUCACUGUACUGCUAGCAAUUAUAUAACUACACAAAUAUAUUCAAGUAACUAUAAAACAAUUUUAAAUGUACAUAAAAAUAUUAGUUUUUUAGCACCAUAUUUUGUUAAGCAACCACAAACAGAAUACAAAGUUUUACGGGGCAAAAAUAUAACAUUAGAAUGUUUUGGUGCUGGCUAUCCAGUACCUUCUGUUACAUGGAGUAGAUUAGGCAGUCCAUUACCAUCAAAUUCCAUAAAAAAUUUGAUAGGCUUAAUGAUAAUUAAUGUUCAGCCAUCAGAUAGAGGAGAGUAUGAUUGUAUGUGGAGUAGCAAUAAUGCACAUAUUAAAUCUGUAAUUAUAUUAAAAGUCAUGGAAGCUCCAAAAGUAAUUAAACCACCGAAGGCAUCCACAUUCUCUGAAGGUGGAGAAUUAGAACUUUCUUGUGCAGUAACUGGCGAACCACAACCAAAAGUUGAAUGGUUAAUUAAUGGAGAAUCUUUGACACCUAGUGAUAAUGUGGAAAUUAAAGGUUCCACACUUCUUAUAUCUGAAGUUGAGAAAAAACAUGCUGGUAUUGUCCAAUGUGUUGCAAGUAACGAAUAUGGGUCUCAUUCUGGUUGCAAUUUACUAAGAGUAAAUCCUAAACAACAUAUUGGAACAACAGAAAUCAGACAGGAUUAUGGAAUUUCUAAUUCAAAACAUAAACAUACUAGAGGAGGAGGUAGACGAAGAAGUAAGGAAGGGAAACAUAAAGGCACUGCGGUACUAGUACCACCGAAUCAACCAAAUGUCACAAGACUUUCAGAUGUGUCUGUAAUGGUUAGAUGGUCUGUACCUGAAAAUACAGGAUUGCCGAUUCAAUUUUUUAAAGUUCAAUAUCGAGAACUUGGACAAAAAAUGAAUGGCAAACAAGCCAAGUGGAUGACUGCAAAUUCAGAAAUACCAAAUAAUGUACGGGCUUUUGAAGUAACUGAUUUACAACCUGAUCAUACUUAUCGAUUUAGAAUUGCUGCAGUUUAUUCAAAUAAUGAUAAUAAACUUAGUCCAAAUUCCGUACGUUUUCAUCUUAACAAAGACGGUGGAAUCGAAAGUAAUAAAAUGCCUAUACCUUUAUUAACAAACACUGAAGCUUUAGGUCCACAUGAAGUAUUACUCAUUUGGCAAAAUUCAGAUAAAUCGGCAAAUAUUGAUGGUUUUUAUGUAUACCAUCGAGCCUCUACCACAGCUGGAGAUUACAUAAAAACUACAGUGGAGGGCAAAGAUUCUUUCAACAUAACUAUUUCUCACUUGCAACCAGAUACAACAUACGAGUUUAAAGUGCAAAGUUUUUCUGUGGAUGCUGCUUCAGAAUUUUCUCAAAUUCUUCGACAAAAAACAAAAAAAUCUUUGAAUAUGAAUGAACAUAAUGAUUACAAUAAUCGAAAUGAUCAUAAUAGCAAUUUAACAUUAGAUAGUCGAGUAAGACCUGCAGACGAUAAAAAUGUGAAUAUGUAUGCCAUAAUUGGCGGAGUUCUCGGAGGAUCGACUUUACUAGGUAGUUUAACUGCAGUCGCAGUAAUAUAUAAAAGAACAAAAUACAAACAGAGUCGAGAAUCAUCACAAAGUGAAGGGAAACCAAUAACAAAUGGAAGAAUAAUGAAUGGUGGAGUAACUGAUUCAAAAAUAAAUAUAACUUCAAAUCCACUUGCUGGUCUUGAUACAUCUGAAGAUAUAAUACAGCCUAAGGUUGGUAUUUCUUUAGCCAUUGGUCGCGUGUUCUUUAAAUUCUACUUGCACAUUCUCUGCACUCUCUCUGGAAGCCGCUUUUCUUUUGUAUUUUCCGAACACCACAUACGUACGUUAUAUAUUAUCUACAUGUCCAUGCUUCUUUGUGAGUGA
This is a messenger RNA of Apis cerana (Asiatic honeybee), 3632 nucleotides long. Its product is annotated as interference hedgehog. Gene Ontology annotation, biological process: cell-cell adhesion; nervous system development; axon guidance. Lineage: Eukaryota; Metazoa; Arthropoda; Insecta; Hymenoptera; Apidae. The record is from RefSeq and is a predicted model, not a curated record. Gene Ontology annotation, molecular function: protein binding. Gene Ontology annotation, cellular component: plasma membrane; axon.